Molecule: messenger RNA, 519 nt
Organism: Clupea harengus (Atlantic herring)
Lineage: Eukaryota; Metazoa; Chordata; Actinopteri; Clupeiformes; Clupeidae
Gene: cntn3b
Product: contactin-6-like
Exons: 5
Coding region: 1-519 (172 amino acids)
Biological process (GO): cell-cell adhesion; brain development; axon guidance
Cellular component (GO): plasma membrane; axon
Molecular function (GO): cell-cell adhesion mediator activity
Source: RefSeq, a predicted model, not a curated record
AUGUCUCUCCCUCUCUCUCUCCCUGUCUCAGCCCCUGGACAGCCUCCACUGAAUGUAAAGUGGACUCUUAUUGGCUCUGAGCUCACCCUGCAUUGGGACCCAGUUAUAGCUCUGGAGACCGAGUCAGAGGUCACAGGAUAUGUUGUGGUGUGCCGCAGACACCGCCACAACGAUGCCAAGGCCAUCACCACCGACCAAACCAUGGCCGAGCUGACCCUGGCAGCCAACGACAACUAUGUCAUUGAGAUCCGGGCGCUGAGCGAGGGGGGUGAGGGCGCAGGGAGCGAGCCCAUUCACAUCCAUAAACUGAGUAAGCUUCCUGGUCUUCACGCUUCCUCACCUUUCCUCCUCCCCCCACCCCCACCCCCACCCCCACCCAAUGCACCCAUGUCCUGCAAUGAUAAGCCUUUAAUGAUGAUUCAAUCAUCCAAAUUACUGUGCAUCUGUGCAUGGGUGCGCGGGGUUCAGGAGCAGCUCGACUCAGGAGCGGUCUCGCCCUCUCCCCUCUCAUCCUCGUGA